Molecule: messenger RNA, 1236 nt
Organism: Hemisphaericaspora subhashii
Lineage: Eukaryota; Fungi; Ascomycota; Pichiomycetes; Serinales; Debaryomycetaceae
Gene: POT1
Product: acetyl-CoA C-acyltransferase
Exons: 1
Coding region: 1-1236 (411 amino acids)
Biological process (GO): fatty acid beta-oxidation; phenylacetate catabolic process
Cellular component (GO): peroxisome
Molecular function (GO): acetyl-CoA C-acyltransferase activity
Source: RefSeq, a predicted model, not a curated record
AUGGAUAGACUCAACCAAUUAAGUGGACAAUUAAACCCAUCUUCAAAGCAAGCUCUUUUACAAAAGAAUCCAGAUGAUGUUGUCAUUGUUGGUGCUUAUAGAACUGCUAUUGCCAAAGGUUUCAAAGGUAGUUUCAAGGAUGUUGGUUCUGAAUACAUUUUAACCAACUUCUUAAAAGAAUUCAUUAAAAAAACUGGUGUUGACCCAUCCUUAAUUGAAGAUGUUGUUAUGGGUAACGUCUUAAACCCAGCCGCUGGUGCCACUGAACAUAGAGGUGCUGCUUUAGCCGCUGGUAUUCCAUACACUGCUGGUUUCAUUGCCAUCAACAGAUUCUGUUCUUCUGGUUUAAUGGCCAUCUCUGAUGUCGCCAACAAGAUUAGAUGCGGUGAAAUUGAUUGUGGUUUAGCUGGUGGUGUUGAAUCUAUGUCCAAGAAUUACGGUGCCCUGAUUAUUCCUCUGGUUGAUCCUCAUUUAGUUAACGAUCCGGAAAUGGCUAAAUGUUUAGUUCCAAUGGGUUACACUAACGAAAAUGUUGCCAACAAAUAUAACAUUUCAAGAGAAAGACAAGAUGAAUUCUCUGCCGUUUCUUACCAAAAGGCUGAAAAGGCUGUCAGAACUGGUGCUUUCAAGGAUGAAAUCUUACCAAUCAAAUCCGUUUUAAGAAACAAAGACAGCAACGGUAAUGUCGUUGAAAAGGAAAUCAUUGUUGAUACUGACGAAGGUCCAAGACCAAAUGUUACUCCUGAAUCUUUAUCUAAAAUUAAACCAGCUUUUGGUGGUUGUACCCAUGCCGGUAAUGCUUCUCAAAUUUCCGAUGGUGCUGCUGCUGUCUUAUUAAUGAGAAGAUCUGUUGCUGAAGCAAGAGGUUACGAAAUUCAAGCUAAAUUCGUUGCAUGUUCCGUUGUUGGUGUCCCACCUGAAAUUAUGGGUGUUGGUCCAGCUUAUGCCAUUCCUGAAGUUUUAAAGAGAACUGGUUUAACCAUUGAUGAUAUCACUGCUUAUGAAGUUAAUGAAGCUUUUGCCGCUCAAGCUCUUUAUUCCGUUGAAGCUUGUAAUAUUCCAAAAGAAAAGGUUAACAAGAAUGGUGGUGCCAUUGCCAUUGGUCAUCCAUUAGGUGUUACUGGUGCUAGACAAUAUGCUACCAUCUUAAGAUUAUUAAACAAGGGUGAAAUUGGUUUAACCUCUAUGUGUAUCGGUACCGGUAUGGGUGCUGCUUCCAUUGUUAUUAGAGAAUAG